GGCGCGCCGGGGGAUGCGCGGCCCCUUGGCCGGGCGGAGCGGGCACAGCGCGCUCAGCGUGCUGCCAUCCUUUGGAUUUCUCUUUGACAUUGAUGGGGUGCUGGUGCGAGGGAGGACCCCCAUUCCUGCUGCCAGAACAGCCUUUCAAAAGCUGGUCAACUCUCAGGGACAGUUCCUGGUGCCCGUGGUCUUUGUCACCAAUGCAGGCGACUGCCUGCGCCAGAAAAAAGCUGACCAGUUGUCUCACCUGCUGGGGGUUCCCAUUUCCCAAGAUCAAGUGAUGAUGUCACACAGUCCUCUGCGGAUGUUCAAGAGUUAUCAUGAAAAAUGUGUCCUGGUAUCUGGACAAGGACCCCUUCUUGAUAUUGCUCAAGACCUUGGUUUCUGCCAGCCCAUCACCAUUGACACCCUGCGGGAGAAACGCCCUCUGCUCGAUGCAGUUGACCAUGACAGAAGGCCCAACGUUCUGUCCCCAUCUGCUGUGGAGCUUCCCAAGAUUGAGGCUGUGGUGCUGUUUGGGGAGCCAGUCAGAUGGGAGACCAGCCUGCAGCUGAUAAUUGAUGUUUUGCUGACAAGUGGCUAUCCUGGAAAUCCCUAUGGGCAGGAAAACUACCCUCACAUUCCCGUGUUGGCCUGUAACAUGGACCUGAUGUGGGUGGCUGAGGCACAGUCCCCAAGGUUUGGGCAUGGCACGUUCAUGGUUUGCUUGGAAAACAUUUACAAGAAGAUCACUGGCAAGGAGCUGAAGUACGAGGCGUUGAUGGGCAAGCCCAGCAGGCUGACAUACCAGUAUGCAGAGCACCUGAUCCGUGCCCAGGCCCUGCAGAGGAGCUGGGAGCAGCCCAUCCAAACCCUCUAUGCUGUGGGGGACAAUCUGAUGACGGAUGUGUAUGGAGCUAACCUGUACAACCGCUACCUGCAGGAGAGCUCCAGGACAGGCUCCAAACCCCGUCUGCAGGCCAAGGCUUCUGCAGGCAGAGCCCCUGCCCUGCUCCCCCAGGCCCACGAGCCUGGCCUCAGCUGGCAGAACGAGCUGGCACCUGCAGCUGCUGCCUGCUGCAGGUCUGUGCUGGUCUGUACCGGGGUGUACAGCCCCCACGGCGAGGUGGCCCUGCCCACCAGGGACAGCAUCACUGAGAACGUCUUCCACGGCCACAGGGAUUUCACCUUCGACCCCGGCUUGGUGGAGCCAGACCACAUUGUGCCAGAUGUGGAUGCUGCUGUAGACCUGGUCUUCCAGCUGGAGAACUUUGCACCUCAUUGAGGUACAUAAUUUCUUAAGGACCACUCAGUGCUGUGCUUUUCUUGCCCAAAACACACUGUACUUUACAAGAGUGCCACAAACUGCUGCCUUCUAAAUUUUUUGCCCUCUGAAUUAAUACAACCUUCUAUUAGGUAUGCUUAUCAGUAGUACAUAUAGGUACAUGUGUGUAUUUAAUUAUAUUAAAUGUCAAUAAUGCUUUUUAUAGAGCUUCUAAAUAUGUAAUUUAUGGCUGGAGUUGCUCUUUACUGUCUUCCUCUUUGUUAUGCUAGGGACUUUAACAGCAAUAUUUCAUAGUAGCCUAUUCAUGUACUGGUACUUAAAUCCCUUCAUGACAGUACCUCCUUUAUUUUGCUGGAAGAUUUAGCUUUCAGGUGUUGAGGAUCUUGAGGAUAUGAGAUUGUGGUGCUGGGUUACUCAGCCCACUCCACGUGGGCUGGCACAGAGCACAACAUGUAUUAUUGCCUGGCAUUCUGCAAGUACUGAAUGCUCCCUUCAAUCAGAGUGCAGUUCAAUUUGUUCCACCUUGGACUUGCUCUCAUCUGACCUGCUGCUGCCUUCCUCGUGUCUCUUUUCCCAUGUCCCUGGAGUUUUAUUGCUCUUCUCUGCUGUGUGAAUCCUUAACUGUGUUGGAACUCCCUAGUCCUGGAAGGGAAGCAGAUCAG
Molecule: messenger RNA, 1926 nt
Organism: Lonchura striata (white-rumped munia)
Lineage: Eukaryota; Metazoa; Chordata; Aves; Passeriformes; Estrildidae
Product: haloacid dehalogenase-like hydrolase domain-containing 5
Biological process (GO): glycerophospholipid biosynthetic process
Cellular component (GO): mitochondrion
Source: RefSeq, a predicted model, not a curated record